Messenger RNA from Effrenium voratum, 1677 nucleotides. The record is from the annotation of a GenBank genome assembly. NCBI's taxonomy places the organism in Eukaryota, Dinophyceae, Suessiales, Symbiodiniaceae.
AUGAUUCCUGCACUGCUGGUGACGGCGCACGCAGAAGAUGCAGUGGCCUUUGCCAGCGACCUCCUUACGAGCAACGUGGACGGCCUUCAGUGGGACGUGGUGUGCGCCACCUGCGGGCAUCCACGCGAGCGCUUCGCGAAGGUGCAGUUCAAGUCUGCCAUCGAAGUGCUGAAGGCGAGUGGAGCCCACAUCGCCACGAGGCAGUGGCCCUUUCCGAAGUGCCAGCAUGCUGGGUGCGAGCUGUUUGCAGCUGAGGGCGCAUCCCUGGCAGAACUCCUGGACGCUUUGCUCCGCGAGCAGAAUUGGCAUGCCGUCGUGACCCACAACUCUCAGGGCGAGCAUGAGGACGUGCAGCACCGUGCAGUGCACCAGCAUGUGCGGAGGGCCGUGGCGGCGCUGCCAGCAAGUCGCGAGGGAAUUCCACGCCUGUAUGUGUUCAAUCCGCUGCCUGAGCUGAACAUGACCUUGAGCGUCAGAAAGACACGUGCGUUUCAGCAAUUCUUCGCCGAUCACAGGCUUGACCACGCUCGCUACAUGCAGGCCUUGACGCUCACCGGUUUUACCGAGCAUGUGGUGCUGGCGGACACCUUCUUCCGGCCAAAAGAGCUGAGCCUGGCAAACUUCUGGACGUUGCACCAGUCCACUGCCGUGAACUUCAUGUACGUGCCAUGUAUACAUCGUAUGGGUGGCUGGCAUCAUCGCGGAGUGGUGGCAGAGGACUCUUCAGAGAGCUCCUGCACUGCGAAGGGCUUGCACGAAAAGGUCCACAGCAUGCUGGAGCAAGCGCUCCAGGAAUCCUGCGCACUCGGCGGCUUCGCUCUCUACCGCAGGCUUUGCAGAUUCAUCCCGCACUUCUUGGAGUCCCGACUCAGUCAGCAGCUUCAACAGAUGGAGGCGUCCUUCUUCCCGAGACAUUUUAUUCAACAAGCCCCUGGUCAGAUGCUGGCAAGCUUCAGAGGCUGCAGGAUCAGGGCGUCCAUGCAGCGCCGUGUCUCAAAGGAGGCAGCUCAAGGCCGGCACGUGCUGUAUCUCAGUGCGCUGGAGGCUUCGCAUGCGGCCAUCGUCCACGUCUUCAAGAACGCGGGCACAGCCAUUGCUGAGGCAACACAGCGCUUGGGGGGACGAGUCUACAGCACCAUCGUGGAGCCCCACCAUUGGAAUACGCAGCAGCACAUCCUGGAUUCCAAGACCUGGUUCCGUGCGGCGCUUGUCCGCGACCCUGUGGAGCGAAUGCUAUCAGCUUUCCACGAAGUUGAGAAGCGCAGGCUCUGGGAGGCGAACGCGACAGCACCUGAAGAGUUCAACAUCGGUGCUUCGCAGCAGUGGCUGGAACAACUGCACCAGACCCUGGAGUCUUGCCUGGCAGAGGAUGAGCCCUUGGACUACCACUACAUGCCACAGGCAAACUUCUUGGUCGAUGCCUUUGGCCGGAAGUAUGACCUCACCUACAUAGGUCGCGUUGAGCGCUUGGAAGAGGAGCUGAAGUUCAUCUUUCGCGUUCCUGAUCUUAAGACCAGCUACAGGUCUGGGCCGUAUGCAGAUGUCUCCGCCUUUCGCAUCGCUCAGAAGGACCUGCCGGACAGCACUUUGCGCUUGAUUUGCCAGAUGUAUGCCGUUGACUACUGCUGCUUCGGCUUCGAUCUUCCUGGAGCGUGUGAAGCCUUGGGCUCAUGCUAA